UCUCCGCUCUCCGUGCGAGUACAUUUGGGGCACAUUCCUCACAAGAAGACAGUUAAACCGAGCCAGAGUCUCUCACUAUUCACCUAUAAUGGCUUAUCCAGCGGGUCCCGCUAUGUAUCCUGCAGUGAUGGGUAUGCAGGCCCCAGCCUUGUAUAAUCCUGUUCCUGGAUAUGAGGGGCUUGUCCCAGGGGCGAGCGGUGGCUUUAUCCCUCCUCCACCUGUCCAGCCCAUGCCAACUCCUGACUCACAUCCUGCGCAAGACUGGAGUAUUCCUGCUCUCACUAAGGAAGAUGCCAAAGAGGCAUUCUGCAAGCAUGUAGACAGCAACUGUUGCUGGUCAUCUGGCCCAGCGAAAGAUUGCACGAUUACCAACAUGGAACAGUUCAACACCUACCGUUAUCGACUGGAGACCUACACUGAGUCCAGAAAGACAGAAUGGGCCACUAAGCCUUAUGAUGGUCAGCCAGUGAAUGCUUUCACACAGCCUCCUCCUGGUCCAUGGCAAAUCCCGGUUAACCCCCCUGAAAUGUUUAAAGAUUCUGUUCAGGAAGUUGAAGUUCCCUACACCUCAUCAGUCAAGCCUUGUGAGAAGUGCUCAGCCACUGGGAAAUGUGCCUGCACUGCAUGUACUGGCUCAGGGGAUAAAGUGUGCCUGACAUGCAGUGGCUCUGGGAAAGUGUCUGGAGAGGAAAGCUGCAACGAGUGCAACGGGACAGGAAAAAAGAAGUGCAAUGAUUGCUCAGGUCAAGGAACGGUACAGUGUGCAACCUGCAAAGGGAAGCGGCAGCUGCUAUCCUACGUCAAACUCACUGUGGAAUGGAAAAACAAUGUUGAGGAUUUUAUGGCAGAGCAGGCGAGUGGUUUGAAGAUGGAGAAGCUGGAUGCUGUCAGUGGAAAGCAACUCUUUAAAGAUACCAAGUACAUGGUAUAUCCACUGCUUGGAUUCCCAGACCACAACAUGGUCCAGGCAUCUGAAAGAAUGAUUAGGGAGCAUCAGAGCAAAUAUUCUCAAUCUGCUCGCAUCCUACAACAGCAACAACGCGUGGAACUGAUUCCCAUCACCAAGGUGACCUACGAGUGGGAGGGAAAAUCCCAUGUUUACUAUGUUUUUGGUAAUGAGUCAAAAGUUAAAGCAGAUGACUAUCCAGCUACAUGCUGCUGCACUAUACUCUAAAACGUGAAGCCACAUGCCCUGGAUGGGACGCUAAACAUCAUGCAUACACCAAUAUUAGUAGUAUCUUUAUGAUGAUAUUACAACAGGUAGACUGUUAAAUUGACAGUUCAUUUUAAAAAACAGCUUUGAUUCCACUGUAUUGAAUGUACUUGACUCAAAUGUGUAAUUUCUACAUUGAUAAAACAUAUCAGCACAGUUUUGUCUUUUACUUUGUUUACUUUUGUCAAUAACUGUGCUGAGGUCAUAUACAACGAUCAGGCAUAACAUUAUGACCACCUCCUUGUUUCUAUCCUCGUUGUCCAUUUUAUCAUCUCCACUUACUAUAUAGGUGCACUUUGUAGUUCUACAGUUACAGACUGUAGUCCAUCUGUUUCUCUGCAUACUUUACUAGCCCCCUUUUACCCUGUUUACAUUUACAGCAUUUAGCAGAUGCUCUUAUCCAGAGCGACUUACAAGAAGUGCUACAAGAGUGUUCUUCAUUGUUCAGGACCAUCACAGAGCAGGUACUAUUUGGGUGAUCUGGUGGUGGUGUUAGUGUGUUGCGCUGGUCUGAAUGGAUCAGACAGCAGUGCCGCUGGAGUUUAUAAAUUAUAGAAUUAUAGAAUUAUAAAGUGCACCUAAAUGGUAAGUGGGGCUGUAAAUGGACAAUGAGCAUAAAAAAAGGAGGUGGUCAUAUUGUUAUGCCUGAUCUGUGUAUUUUAUUCAUGUGGAACUGACAUACACACUUGAAUCAUGUAAUUACAAAAACGGGUUACAUUUUUCACUGUAUGAACAAGAAUUCUGUGCAUGAUAUAUAAUGUAAAUAGUCAGUAUCAGACCCAGACCUUCACUGUGUCCAUAACUGAUUACUGAAUUGUGAUUAUGCUAUGCAUUAGUAAGGUACUAACUCAAUUUAGUAAAUUCAUCUAUUAAACAACAUAAUUUAGCAUAAAUUUAUUACAUUGCAUGUUGUAACUACUAAGAGCAACCAGUAUUAUUUUCUUGUUAGAACUAGCUGUGAGAGACCUCCUUACUUGUACUAAACCACUGUCUCUGUAUACCUUAUAUAUAACCUGUGGAGACAUAGAGAGGUCAGCACUGUAUUGAUAUACAAUAUACUUUAUACUGUAUACUGUAUCAAAAUAUGCAUAAAAAAGUGCAUUUUUAUUUUUAAAAUUUUUUAAAUUUUUAACAUCAUUUGAAAACACUAGAUAUGCUUUUUAUUGGACCCGUAGUUCAGAAUAACAUUGAAGUUAAACUUUGUAGUUGAGACUGUAUUUUUACUUCUGCAGAGUUACCAAUUAUGAGAUGCAAAACGUAAUGACAGCAGUGACAGGUAGAACUUGUUAAAACCACUAAGAUUUCUAUGAGACGUGUUCUAUCAGAAAUGUUCAGAUCUCUCAGAUAUUUUCUUUCUGACUUUCAUUUUAAAGCAUUCAGAAGAGCCAGCAUGAGGGAUUAAUAACUAGCAAACAAAUACACGGAUCAAAUUUGUUUCCUUUUCAAUUCAAGUCUCUUCCUUUCAAAGCAAUGUUAAUCAUCAAUAUAGUUGCAUCCAAACAUAAUAAAAGUAAUAGUAAUAAAGUUAAUAAAUCUCAAACAUAGAUCGCUAUGUCUGAGCAGCAUAGUGCAACCCUUUGCAGAUUGUCUACCCUUCUGUAGCAGUAGAGAUAAGCUCUCGUUUCCACAGAGGAAAUUAAAAAAAUCUUUGCAGCUGAAACGCAGUGGCCAGCUUUUGUAGAUUCUUGAAAACACAGAAGGUCGAUCACAUUUCAUGUUGGUCGUGUGGUCUAGUUGAAUUCCUGAGUGGGGUGUGGUAGGUCCCUGAAGAAUAUAUAGGCCUUUUGUGUGAAUCUGGUUUGUGCUGGUCAAGAUUGAUUGCCAGCCUAUUGCAGUUGAUUAUACUUCCCAAAAGUAUCCAGACAGCCCUCCUUACUGAAUUCAGCUACUUUAAGGUGCACCCAUUGCUGGCAUGUGGCUUGUACAGUCGUGAAGAAUGUGAAGCUCGGGUGCGUCUGCUUGUGAGAUUAAGGUUAAAUGUCCAAUGCCAAGCAUGGGCUAGAGGGGUAUAAAGCCCCCAGUGCUGGGCUCUGGUGCAGUGGAGCUGUGUUCUCUAGAGUAAUGAAGCUCCAUCUAGAACUGAUCAUCCAACAUCAGUAUUUGGUCUCACUAAUGCUAUUGUGGCUGAAUGCAAUCAAAUCCACACAGCAUAUGUUCCAACACAUAGUGUAAAGCCUUCCCAGAAGAGUAGUUGUUACUGCAGCAAAGGAGGUACUUACUCUCUAUUAAUACCCUUAACGGGGGUAUAUGUGUAGUGGGAAUAGUUAUAAUGGAGUACACUAUUAAGGAUUUGACCUAAACCACCAUGGUAACCAGGUAGCUCAUGGACUUCUUUGCUAGAAAAAGCAACAUAGACCAGCAUAUGUUGUGUUUUAGAUGCUGGUGUGCUGCGUCCUGAUUUAUUUUGCCUAUAUGUUUACACUCAUUCAGUCACAAUUAGGUAUAGUCAGUGUAUUCUAACCUCUUUUGUACUCUCUUGACCAAUGGUCAUGGAAUGGAAAUGUGAGAUAUGUGAAUUGGUGUAAUCAGUAGCAUCGAAUAAUAAUAAUCGAAUGUAAUGGCUUAAGGCCAGUGAUUAUGUUUUUUUAAUGUAGUUGUAAAUGGACAAAUAAAACUGGAAUAGCUGAAGCAGGAAGACAUGGCAUGUUUAGAAGACAAAUGAGGGGUCACAGAAGGCCAAGAGCUGAAAGAAAGAAGGUGAUUCAAAAAGAAAGAAGUGCUACAACUAUGCUAGAACUCAGCAAACUCAGGAAUUCCAUGUGAGGAUAGGUGCGGUAGUUGGGGUCCUCACCCUAGAGCAAUUAAAGAACUGAUUUCUCCGUUUUGUCAGUGGUUGCUUGCCAGAACAACUCAGGAUUAGAAUGUUUUUGUGAAACCUUGUGAAAAUGAUCUCAUUUUCUGCCACUCUUGGUGUGCAUGUGCAUUUAUGAAUUAAAAGCUGUAUUCACAUACGGGAAAAAUAUAAUCCAAAUGUGUUUAUUAGAUAGAUUUUUACAAUCUAUUAAGACAUAUACUUAUCAUUUAUUUGUCACAUAUAUGGAUUUUUUCAAUUGUACGUAACCACGGUUACAUGUAUAACUAAGUACAUAUGAAAUGUAUGAAUAUGGUAUAUGGUCCUGACUUUGCAUUAACCAUGUAUGUAUGCAGUAAGACACACAGAAUGCAUUUCAAAUAAACAAGGCAUCAAAUCAUAA
Messenger RNA from Pygocentrus nattereri (red-bellied piranha), 4407 nucleotides. Its product is annotated as protein SSUH2 homolog. The transcript has 12 exons. The coding region runs from base 89 to 1174 and encodes 361 amino acids. Lineage: Eukaryota; Metazoa; Chordata; Actinopteri; Characiformes; Serrasalmidae. The record is from RefSeq and is a predicted model, not a curated record.